AUGGCUGAGGGAAUGAGUAGAAUAAAUGAUUACAAAAGGAAAUAUGAAAGUAGGAGACGCCUACCCAACAAGACCUGUGACCCCAGUUUAAGGAUAAUCCCAAUUUCUGUGUCCAUCAUCAGCACUGAAGUGAAAGAAAACAGGAUGAACGUGACCGAUUUAAUUCUAAUAGGACUUACACAGAAUCCUCAGUUGCAGAGAAUUCUAGUUGUUGUUUUGUUUAUCACCUACAUUGUCACUGUCUCAGGAAACCUGCUCAUUGUGGUCACCAUAAUCUGCAGUCAGACAUUGAAAUCCCCAGUGUAUUUCUUCCUGGCCUUCUUAUCUUUGAUAGAUGCCUGCUACUCCUCUUCCAUAAUCCCUAAAAUGCUAGUUGACUUGCUCUCUGAGACAAAAACCAUCUCCUUCAAUGGCUGCAUGACACAGAUCUUUACUGAACAUUUCUUAGGUGGUUCUGAGGUUGCCCUCCUUGUGGUCAUGGCCUAUGACCGUUAUGUGGCCAUCUGUAGACCUCUGCACUAUGUGACCAUCAUGAACCACAAUGUAUGCUGCCUUUUAGUGGGGGUAUCUUGGACAGUGGGUUUUUUCCACUCUAUUGGACAGAUUCUUGUCACUUUCUGGCUCCCAUUCUGUGGCCCCAACAUCAUGGAUCACUUCAUGUGUGACGUCUUUCCUCUGUUACAACUUGCCUGCACAGACACUUUCCUUGUUGGUCUCUUAGUUGCUACCAAUGUUGGGGUUAUCUGUGGAAUAUCCUUUGUAAUGUUGUCGACAUCCUAUGUUGUCAUCCUCUGCUCCUUGAGGACUCAGAGCUCUGCAGGGAGGAAAAAGGCCCUCUCUACCUGUGGUUCCCACAUCACUGUUGUUGUCUUGUUCUUUGUGCCCUGUAUUUUUAUAUAUAUGCGACCAGUAGCCACCUUCUGCAUGGAUAAAGCCAUAACUGUAUUCUAUACUCUUGUCACUCCCAUGUUAAACCCCAUUAUCUACACAGUAAGGAAUGCAGAAGUAAAAAAUGCCAUCAAAAUGUUAUUGAAAAGAAAUGUAAUUUCAGAUAAUAAAUGACCCAAUAUGAAGAUUUUAUUUCUAUCCUGAUCUUUACAUUUCUGUUUUAUGUUACAUACAUACAUGUGUACAAAUGUAUAUGUUUUUGUGUGUGUAUAUAUAUGUAGCUCUUUCUCACAUAUAUCACUUAACUUCCAUAGAACCUUUGCCCAAGAAUGGCAUGGAGGUGGUGUCUGACCUCCUCUAUCUUCACAAGGAGGAAGAAGAAUCAAAAUUAGCAACCCAAGCCUGAUUCUUUGCGGAAGUCAUACAUGCCUCCUCUCUCCACCAUCUUUACUAAUUCUGACACCAGCUGCCCCUCCUAUGGCACUCUCUACUUCUCUGCUAGGU
Messenger RNA from Loxodonta africana (African savanna elephant), 1392 nucleotides. RefSeq names its product olfactory receptor 4C46-like. Gene Ontology annotation, cellular component: plasma membrane. Gene Ontology annotation, biological process: G protein-coupled receptor signaling pathway. The record is from RefSeq and is a predicted model, not a curated record. Bases 1 to 1062 code for a protein of 353 amino acids. The transcript has 2 exons. Gene Ontology annotation, molecular function: G protein-coupled receptor activity; olfactory receptor activity. Lineage: Eukaryota; Metazoa; Chordata; Mammalia; Proboscidea; Elephantidae.